AUGCCUGCAGCUGCAAACAGCGGACCUGUCACUCGCCGACAGAGCAAGAGGAAAUCCACUGCGAUCACAGAAGACUCUGCCGAGUCCGCAGAAUCUGUAGCGAAGCGUGUCAAAACCGAAGCCGCGACACAAGAUCAAUCGCAAAUCGAGGGCGAACCUGGCAAUGCUGAUGAAUUCGAAACCGUUGUUGCCGAGAUGAUUAUGAACAACAUCAACAACGAGGAUGGUUUGUCGCCAUCAUCAGAAGAGGAGCCAGAGAUACCCGCCAGACCGGCCACCGUCGGAGAACUUCUGAAUCAAUAUCUGCUCGAACGUACGCAAACUAUCAACGGCAUCUCGCAACAGUUCAACCAGCAGUUCUCCGAUGAGGCAAUGUCGAGAUUCGGCUGGACCAAGGAAGGCGAAGUGGUUGAGUGGCCUAGUGAUGGUGUUCCAGCCCUUCUGCCUGAAUGGCAGAGAAGCUAUGCCCUCAAACGGGACAUUGAGGUUUUCAAGGGAUAUAGCAGCUACAAGGCGAAGGAGGCCAAACAUGCUCUGCAAGCUGUCAGAGCCCUCGAGCAAUGCAAGCGUGCAAAGGACCGAGUCAUCGGUGACGAAGCAUUUAUCAAGAAGUGGCAGCUGAGAUGGCAAAGGGAGAUUUUGGCGCAGUCCGAGCUCAUGUUCAAUUCGAUAUUGAAGCCUCUUCAGAGCCACAAAAGGACUUUGGAGGUGACGGGACAGAACUUGAGUAAUGAGAUCACUGGGUUCGCAAGGCGUCAGACUAUGUAA
Aureobasidium namibiae CBS 147.97 is the source of this 768-nucleotide messenger RNA. RefSeq lists its product as uncharacterized. Lineage: Eukaryota; Fungi; Ascomycota; Dothideomycetes; Dothideales; Saccotheciaceae. The transcript has a single exon. The record is from RefSeq and is a predicted model, not a curated record. Bases 1 to 768 code for a protein of 255 amino acids.